CAUCAUCGCGAGCAACAAUGACAACAACAAAAAAAAAAAAAAAAUUGUUAAUCGGAAAACCGAAGUUCAAGCCAUUAUUUACCGCAACAGAGUAAUUUCUCUUUCUUGAUUUAUAUGAUGAUUUACCGGAUAUGAGAGAAACCACUAUCAAUUAUUGAACCAUAACGCGUACAACAUGUGUUUUAUAUAAAUCUAUUUGAGUACUCAUAAACUGAUCAUUCAAAAUCAUUCAUUCAUUCAUUCAAUUGGUAAUCAUUAAUUAAUGGAUUUAAUUUGAAAGGAAAUGUUUAUGACAAAAACAACAAGAUCUCGAUCAAGUACAACGACGAUCGAUCAAUAUUUUGCCCAUCUAUCUAUCUUUGUGGUAAAAAUUGUUUGUUUUGAAUAUAAUCACACCACAGCCAGCGAAUCAUCAACAUCAAAAAAAUGGUUUUCGGAUUAAUGACAUCACCAAUUCGAAUGAUAUUCUCAUUAUUGUUGAUGCAAGGAAUAUCGCUGACAAUGUUUCGUGCUUUUCUUAAUCAAGCAAUACAACGUGUUGAUCCAUUGAAAUUUCAAUUUAAUUUGGGCAAUACCAAUCUGACCGGAGGUGCAGGAACAGCGACAACAACAUCAGCGCCACAAUUACCACUGUUACAAACACUUUUGCAUCAAUUUCAACUAAGCCAACAACAACACCAGCAGGUACCGACUCCUGCACCAUUAGUAGAUCAAAGAAUCAUUGAUCUGGUACAAUUUAUACGUGCAAUUCAACCACCACAAGCGUCACAAUCAACGCCAACACAAUCAUCGCCAUCCAUGCUGCAAUCAGCACCAACCGUACAAUUGUUACCAUCACCAACGAUUAUGUCAUCACCAAUUAUUUCAUUAAAUCCAAAUGGUAUUCUGAGUGCUGCAAAUAAAUUACAAACACAAACUACAACUCCAACACCACCACCGAAUGCUUUGCAAAUUCCAAUACCAUUAUCAUCAACAAAUUAUCCUGGUGGUAUAAUCAUGGUACUUUCAUCACCACAAAUUCCGGUAACAUCAUCACCAACAUCAUUUUCAGUGUCAGCAUCGAAUAAAAUUGAAAAAAUAAUCCAUAAUCAAAUCGAUGAUGUCGAUGUUGAAGAUGAGGAUGAAGAUGUUGAAAGUUUACGGCUAUCGACAACAACAACAACAACAACAUCAAAACCAAUACUUGAUCAAGAAAUGAUGAAAAAACAAUGGAAAAAAUCAAAGAAAAAGAAAAGAAAACGAAGUCAAUGGAUGAACGAGAAAAAAACAUCAAAAACCGAAGAAGAAGCUGAUAAUAUGAUUGUUUUUGAAGCUGUUGGAGAUUUGCCAUUUGAUAUGGAUUUAGCUGCUGCUGCUGGUGGUGAUGAUGAAAAUUAA
Dermatophagoides farinae (American house dust mite) is the source of this 1377-nucleotide messenger RNA. RefSeq lists its product as uncharacterized. NCBI's taxonomy places the organism in Eukaryota, Metazoa, Arthropoda, Arachnida, Sarcoptiformes, Pyroglyphidae. The record is from RefSeq and is a predicted model, not a curated record.